This is a messenger RNA of Eurytemora carolleeae, 432 nucleotides long. RefSeq lists its product as uncharacterized. The record is from RefSeq and is a predicted model, not a curated record. Lineage: Eukaryota; Metazoa; Arthropoda; Copepoda; Calanoida; Temoridae. The coding region runs from base 1 to 432 and encodes 143 amino acids. The transcript is spliced from 5 exons.
AUGAAAUUAAAUACUCCUUUCAGGUGUAAUGACAAGGUUGAAAUGGAGGAUCUAGAAAUGGAAUCUCAACAAAAUUCCAGUGAAGUGGUGGAGGGAGCCUGUAACAGUACAGUUGGCCCUCAGGAAAUUUUAGACGCACUGGGAUAUGAGUUGAUGGCAUCAGUUUACUGUGUUAGUCUUUUUCUUACUCUUUUAAUGUUCUCUUACGCAUUUUAUCACAGAGUUCGAUCAAAAGAGUUAAAUCUUUCUCUGACAUAUCUUCAAUUCUUCCCUUCCCUUCUUCUAAUCCCGACCCUUCUUCCCUUCUUCUUCCCUGGUAUAUCCAGGCUUAUAUCCUUCACCCAGGUAACCAGGGACCCUUCUUCUUCCCUUCAUCUUCCCUUCUUCGAUUCACCGACAAAGGGUACAUUCUGGGCCGAGCGCUGCGGCUAG